Molecule: messenger RNA, 1867 nt
Organism: Branchiostoma belcheri (Belcher's lancelet)
Lineage: Eukaryota; Metazoa; Chordata; Leptocardii; Amphioxiformes; Branchiostomatidae
Exons: 6
Coding region: 111-962 (283 amino acids)
Source: RefSeq, a predicted model, not a curated record
GAGUAUUUCGUCAGCGUCUCGAAUCUGGAGCCGGUGCCGGUGAAGGUGUUUCAUCAGAUUGACUUCCUGUAAACCUUUAUUUUCCGCAAUUUCUGCUCUGUCAGUCAGCCAUGUCGAGCCAUCCGCCCAAGCUGCGUUUCAUCACGUACCUGUGUCCCAGCAUCCCUGUGGAGUACUUUGAGACCAUCAUCUACUACCUGGGAGACAGGCUGGGAUGUGACGUGUCUCUUCUGUACGAGUCACGCUUCUCCGGACCUCCCACUGACUCUCCUGACCCCUUCAGCCUCAGUGAAGUGGACAUAGGCUUUAUGUGCAGUUCACCCUUCCUAAAGCUGCUGGAGAGCAAGCCUAAUGUGUGUGAGCUCCUCCCUGCUGGUCCUCUUGCCGUGCACCCUAAGAACAGUGGGAACAGACCUGUCUAUUUCACUGAUGUCAUUGUUCACAAAGACAAUGUUCAAAAGUACCCAGAAUUUAAGAACCUUCGCGGAGCGCGCUGGGCGUACAAUGAACCCACGUCCCUGUCCGGCUGUCUGUCUACGCUGAGUAUGCUGAAGAAGAUGGGAGAAAACGCCAACUUUUUCGGCCACUCAGUGCAGUCAGGGAGCCAUUUGAAGUCCUUGCAGAUGGUGUUGAACCACACUGUGGAUGGAGCGGCUGUAGACUCCUUCUCACUCAUGAUGCAGAAAGCUCAGAAUCUGGAUCUGGAGAAAAACAUCCAUGUCAUCGAGUCCUGGGGACCAUACCCUAUACAGCCUCUGGUCUUCAGAGCAGGCUUAGAUGUUAAGCUGAAACGGAAGGUAACCCAGGCCUUGCUAGAAGCACAUGCUGAUCCUCAGAUGAGAGAAAAGCUGGGACAGUUUGGCAUCUCCAAGUUUGUACCUGUCAACAUGUCACUGUUUGACAGGGAAACUCAGCUGCAGGAGGAUGUGAAAGGGUUAACGGACAGGCCGGCAUAUUACUAAGUGUAGACUGGAGCUCUCGGCCUGGAGUUAAUGACCCGCUCCCCAACUUUGGGGCGGGUGGCCACCAGGAGCGUGAUUUAGUCAGACUAACUACUGGUGCAGGUCACAUUGAAGAGUUUAUGACAAAUCUGUCUGUAGAACUUGUGUGUUGGUUUUGGGGCCACUGAAACUCCAAGGAUUUAUUAUAUUAUUCUGUGGCCUUCCAAGUGAAAAACAUUACUCUUGACUGCUUACAGAGAGUGAAACUUAUAUAUGUUUGUGUAAAGUGAAGGAGAGUUGAAAAAUAAACAUUGUUUUUGAGUACUAGUAUGUUCCAUUUCACAUAAUACAUUCAUACUAUUUUUGGUCUGCCGAAUUUACAGGCUCUGUGCAAUUUAUUGUUUACAAAACUUUAAUUAUAUCCAAAGUACUCAAUAUCAUUGUACUCAAAAGUACUUGAUUUGGCUGUAUAGUACUUUGCAUUGCUGCACCAUAGUUUUGCUGAAUUCAGACCUCAGAGCCUGAUGUUCUUCCUGCAAAGCCUUUUGAAUGGUAGACAUUUCCUGUCAGACCAUCCUAAGCACUUGCAGACACAGGGAUGCAUCAGUGUAGGUCAAAUCAGAGGUGGGCAAUUGCAAUUGUGCAUAGAACUUGAAUUUCUCUGAUAGUUCAAUUUCAGAAAUACUAGUAAUUGUAAUUGGAUAAUUUUUUCUGUUGUCUGAAAACUAUCAGAGCAACUUUUAUUGUUGCAGCUGUGUGCUGGUUUUAAGAACAUGGGUAAGAAGGCAUCAUCCUGAAUGAGAUUGAGUCGAUUUUUGGCAUGUUUAUCUACCAUAUAUGGAGAAGGAUGAUUUGUAUGCAAGUAUUGUCAGAGAUUGACAUAUGUUUUCAGAAUGCAGUCAGUCAAAAAUAAAUGGGAUUAGUUC